Molecule: messenger RNA, 882 nt
Organism: Sclerotinia sclerotiorum 1980 UF-70
Lineage: Eukaryota; Fungi; Ascomycota; Leotiomycetes; Helotiales; Sclerotiniaceae
Exons: 1
Coding region: 1-882 (293 amino acids)
Source: RefSeq, a predicted model, not a curated record
AUGUCAACAUCCGACCCACCACCCCCCUACACCGAGAGCGCCAUCUCGAACAAUCCCACACACAGAGCCAGAAAUGGGAUUCCCCCUCAAAGUCGUCGUUCCAUGGAAGACGAAGCUCGUUCACUACCCGACGGCUGGAUCCGCCAAUUCGACCCAGAAACCAACCAUCAAUUCUUCGUGGACACGACCCAAAACCCCCCUCGAUCAAUUUGGCGCCAUCCUUAUGACGAUGAACAAUACAUGAACAGUCUAAGUCCCAUCGAACGCCGACAAAUCCAAGGAGUCCACCGCGUACCCAGCAACGCAGACCUCGAAGCCGAAAGCGCAGAUGAGGAAUCCUCUCAUCCCAAACAACCCCCUACACAACACGCCAAUAACACUGAAGAAGCACCCACCGGAAUCCACAAAUUUGGACGAAAAAUGAAAGAUAAACUCACGAAUUCCACACACACCGAACGGGAAGCCCGUCGUCAUCAACGCGCGGAAGAAGAAGCCGCUGCGUAUCGUCGUCAUCAAGCUAUCCGCGAAGCGAUGAGUCGCGCGAUUCGCACAGGCGAACCCCAACUCAUUGGUAAAGAUCGCAAUGGGAAGGAUGUUUAUAUCGAGCCGCCUUCGUAUUCGCAGUCGCAGUCACCUUUUAUGGGUGCGGGUGCUGGUGCAGCGGGGAGGACGAUGUAUCCCGGGGGUGGAUAUGGAUUUAAUCCGUUUGUGGCGGGGCCGCAGGGUCCGUUUGGUAUGAGUCCGUAUGGGUAUGGGAGUAUGUAUAGGAGGCCGUUGACGCCGUAUAAUCGGGGGUAUUAUGAUGGGUAUGGGGGUGGGGCGGGAUUGCCGUUGGCGAUGGGGUUAGGUGGGGGGUUGAUGUUGGGGGGUUUGAUGUUUUAG